Molecule: messenger RNA, 1315 nt
Organism: Lampris incognitus (smalleye Pacific opah)
Lineage: Eukaryota; Metazoa; Chordata; Actinopteri; Lampriformes; Lampridae
Gene: rpl4
Product: ribosomal protein L4
Exons: 10
Coding region: 122-1255 (377 amino acids)
Biological process (GO): translation
Cellular component (GO): ribosome; cytosolic large ribosomal subunit
Molecular function (GO): structural constituent of ribosome; RNA binding
Source: RefSeq, a predicted model, not a curated record
GUGGUCCUCCGGCGGAGCGGAGGCGUAUAUGAUUUGGGUUGGCGCACCAACUUCCUUUUCACUGUGGCCGCCAUAGCGUGUGGAGCUCCGUUCCCGGCGAGCCGAAAACUUAUAGUCAAAUAUGGCCUGUGCCCGACCCCUUAUCUCGGUUUACUCCGAGAAAGGAGAAUCGUCAGGCAAAAAUGUUGUUAUGCCUGCUGUGUUCAAGGCUCCAAUUCGCCCAGACAUUGUGAAUUUUGUUCACACCAACAUGCGAAAGAACAACCGUCAGCCUUAUGCAGUCAGUGAACUGGCAGGUCAUCAGACCAGUGCAGAGUCUUGGGGCACAGGAAGAGCUGUGGCCCGUAUCCCUCGUGUGAGAGGCGGUGGUACUCACCGUUCUGGCCAGGGAGCCUUUGGAAAUAUGUGUCGUGGAGGCCGCAUGUUUGCCCCCACUAAGACCUGGCGCCGCUGGCACCGCAGGAUCAACACAACCCAGAAACGCUAUGCCAUCUGCUCUGCGCUGGCUGCCUCUGCCUUGCCAGCACUUGUUAUGUCCAAAGGACACCGCAUUGAGGAAAUCCCAGAAGUUCCAUUGGUGGUCGAUGACAAAGUUGAGGGCUACAAAAAGACCAAGGAGGCAGUGCUUUUGCUAAAGAAGCUCAAGGCCUGGAAUGACAUCAAGAAGGUAUAUGCUUCCCAGCGUAUGCGUGCUGGUAAAGGUAAGAUGAGGAAUCGUAGACGUAUCCAGCGCAGGGGACCAUGCAUCAUCUACAACCAAGACGCUGGUGUCACCAAAGCCUUCAGAAAUAUUCCAGGUAUCACAUUACAGAACGUCAACAAACUCAACCUGCUGAGGCUUGCUCCUGGUGGUCACGUUGGACGUUUCUGUAUCUGGACUGAGAGCGCCUUCCGUAAACUGGAUGACCUGUAUGGCACCGGGCGUAAAUGUGCUUCCCUGAAGGUGGAUUACAAUCUGCCAGGUCACAAGAUGUCCAACUCAGACUUGACCAGGAUUCUGAAAAGUGAGGAGAUCCAGAAAGCCCUUCGUACACCUAACAAGAAGAUCAACCGCAGAGUUCUGAAGAAGAACCCACUGAAGAAUCUGAGGAUUAUGAUGAAACUGAACCCUUACGCCAAGACGGCAAGACGUCGCGCUAUCCUCCAGCACGACCCUGCUAUCAAGGCCAAGAUGCUUAAACCCAAGAAGAGGCCAGCAAAGAAGGCAGCUGCUAAACAAGCAGCUAAACAAGCAGCUAAACCAGCCAAGGCAUAAAUUUGUGUUCAUACAGACUGCGGUUCACAAAUUCAUUAAAAUAAAAGUGCGUUUCAGUUA